This is a messenger RNA of Tetrahymena thermophila SB210, 1077 nucleotides long. RefSeq names its product tetratricopeptide repeat protein. Lineage: Eukaryota; Ciliophora; Oligohymenophorea; Hymenostomatida; Tetrahymenidae. The record is from RefSeq and is a predicted model, not a curated record. The transcript has a single exon. Gene Ontology annotation, molecular function: protein binding.
AUGAUAAAUAACAAUAACAAUAAUCAUAAUCAUAAUAAUAAUAAUUAAAAUUAAGAGAAGAAUAUUAACAUUACAAAUUAUUAAACAAAUUAAUAGGAAAUCUACAAUAUUAAUUUAUUAUAAUCAUAAGAAAAAUAAACUUCUAUUUAAUUUUUGCAAAAGGAACAAAACCAUUUUUAAACAAAUAGCUCCUUAUUUGAUAAUUAAGGAUAAUCAUUUUCUUAAAAUUGCGUUACAAUCGAAAAAGGCUAAGAUAAAAUAUUGAUUAAUUAGUAGGAUAAGUGCCUUUAGACUAAAAUGAAUUCUUUGAACCAAAAUAAUUUUCAAAUUUUAGGAUUGGUUGAAUCAUCUUGCAGUGAUCAAAUAGACACAGGAAAAGAGAUCGGUAGUGACACUCUUGUCCCAGCAUAGAAUCAAUACGAAGAAGAUGACACCUAAAUUUGCGAUCUUCUACUUAAAGCAUAGGAAUACAAAGAAAACUAAGAAUUAGAGCAGGCUGAAAAAAUAUAUUUUGAUGUUUUAUAACUCUAAAAAUAAAAAUAUGGAUUUACAUCUUAUUAAGUUGCUUCUACCUACAAGAAACUUGCUUCUAUGUUCCAAAAAGCAAAAGAUUACGAUGCCUCUUUAAAAUAUUAUAAUGAAGCAUUGAAUAUUUGUAAGAACUAAGGAGGAUAAAGCCAUAGCUCUAGAGAAGCAACUUGCUUGAUUUCUAUGUCUAACAUUUUUCUUCUUAAAGAGAAUGUUGAAGAAGCUCAGUAAUUUGUAACAAGAGCAUUACACAUAUACAACACUCAAGUCCUUGAGGAUGAAUAAAUGAAACCAUUGUUAAUCUCUUAAGCCUUGCGUUUGAAAAGAAAAAUUGAUAUGCAUGAAAAGCAAAAAUAAUAUGAAGAGAGAUAAAUUGCGCUGAGUCAAGAACAGACCAUUUGCAGUAUUUGCUUGGAGGAUAUUUAAAAAAAUAAAAGAGUAAGACAACUUAACUGUGGUCAUAUAUUUCACAUUAAAUGCAUAGCUUAAUGGCUUUCACUUAAUUGUAAAUGUCCCUAUUGCAGAGACAUUCUCCCUAAACCCCAUUGA